UGGGACCCCCUUGGCCGUGGUGACCCCCGUGGCCAUGGGACCCCCCUGGCAGUGGGCACCCCGUGGCUGUGGGUUGCCCCGUGGCUCGUGCCCAGGCGCUGGGGGUUCCUCAGGCUGCUGGACGUGAUCCACACGGAGAACAAGCUCUACCUGGUCUUCGAGUUCCUGCACCAGGACCUGAAGAAGUUCAUGGACUCCUCCUCCAUCAGCGGCAUCGCUCUGCCCCUCAUCAAGAGCUACCUGUUCCAGCUGCUGCAGGGCCUGGCCUUCUGCCACGCUCACCGCGUGCUGCACCGCGACCUCAAGCCCCAGAACCUCCUCAUCAACGCCGACGGCGCCAUCAAACUGGCCGAUUUCGGGUUGGCCCGCGCUUUCGGGGUGCCCGUCCGUACCUACACCCAUGAGGUGGUGACACUCUGGUACCGAGCCCCCGAGAUCCUGCUGGGCUGCAAGUACUACUCCACGGCCGUCGACAUCUGGAGCUUGGGCUGCAUCUUUGCUCCCGGAUGGGGUAUCACCCGCCGUGCCCUCUUCCCGGGGGACUCGGAGAUCGACCAGCUCUUCCGUAUCUUCCGCACCUUGGGGACGCCGGACGAGGCGGCCUGGCCCGGGGUGACGGCCAUGCCCGACUACAAACCCAGCUUCCCCAAGUGGGCCCGCCAGGACUUCAGCAAAGUGGUGCCGCCGCUGGACGAGGAGGGACGGAAGCUGCUGGCGGUGAGCCCCGGGAAGAGGGGGGGUCUCCGGGAAGAGGGGGGGCCCACGGGGAACCUUAAAACAAACCAAUACAAACUGGGGGGUGCUCCUGGAUGGGGUGUCCCUGUCCCCCCCACCAUUGAGGGGCUCCCCAACAGGGAGAUCCCCCCGUGUCCCCAGAUCACCCGCCGUGCCCUCUUCCCGGGGGACUCGGAGAUCGACCAGCUCUUCCGUAUCUUCCGCACCUUGGGGACGCCGGACGAGGCGGCCUGGCCCGGGGUGACGGCCAUGCCCGACUACAAACCCAGCUUCCCCAAGUGGGCCCGCCAGGACUUCAGCAAAGAGAUCCCCCCGUGUCCCCAGAUCACCCGCCGUGCCCUCUUCCCGGGGGACUCGGAGAUCGACCAGCUCUUCCGUAUCUUCCGCACCUUGGGGACGCCGGACGAGGCGGCCUGGCCCGGGGUGACGGCCAUGCCCGACUACAAACCCAGCUUCCCCAAGUGGGCCCGCCAGGACUUCAGCAAAGUGGUGCCGCCGCUGGACGAGGAGGGACGGAAGCUGCUGGCGGCCAGACGGUCCCGCCUGGCCCCUAUAGGACCCCCCACGGCCCCAUAG
Messenger RNA from Calidris pugnax (ruff), 1311 nucleotides. It is a transcript of the gene CDK2, whose product is annotated as cyclin-dependent kinase 2. The annotation marks the transcript as partial. NCBI's taxonomy places the organism in Eukaryota, Metazoa, Chordata, Aves, Charadriiformes, Scolopacidae. The transcript has 8 exons. Gene Ontology annotation, biological process: regulation of gene expression; signal transduction; G1/S transition of mitotic cell cycle. The record is from RefSeq and is a predicted model, not a curated record. Gene Ontology annotation, cellular component: cyclin-dependent protein kinase holoenzyme complex; nucleus; cytoplasm. Gene Ontology annotation, molecular function: cyclin-dependent protein serine/threonine kinase activity; ATP binding; cyclin binding.